Messenger RNA from Oppia nitens, 2125 nucleotides. RefSeq lists its product as uncharacterized. Lineage: Eukaryota; Metazoa; Arthropoda; Arachnida; Sarcoptiformes; Oppiidae. Bases 68 to 1993 code for a protein of 641 amino acids. The record is from RefSeq and is a predicted model, not a curated record. The transcript has 2 exons.
UUGUAUAUCAUAUAGUCAUAGGAUUAACAACACAUACAAACCAAAGUUUUAUUAAAAUAAUAAUAAAAUGUCUAAUUUUAAUAUUUUUUGUAUAACUAUAGUCUCAAUGUUGGUGAUUAUCACCACAAUUGAUGGUCGCUAUGAUACCAGCAUUGAUGAGAAAACAGAUGAGGAAACAAAGUUCAAAGAAAUUAUCGGUGCAUUGCAUAACAUAUUUAACAAUAACUAUGAAGACGAUGACGACAACGACGAUAAUAAUGAUAGUAAUCAAGAAUCAAAUGAACAAGCACAAAUUGAUCGACAAUAUGUACCGCAAACACCUAUAACUGAUCGACAAAAUGUGCCGAAACAACCUCUACAAACAAACAAUGAAAUACCAUCUUCGUUACCGUCAUCAUCACCAUUAGAUAUAUUGAAUCAAGUUGGUGUACCGGGUGAAAAAAGAUUAGAACAAUUUAAGGCAUCAAUAGAUUCAAUUGUAGCACCUGUUGUAGCUGCACAUAAGUUACAAGCAAAUAAUGGAACAUCACAAAAUGCAUCAGCACAUGAUGCACCGGUAACACAUCUACAAACAAAUAAUGGAACAACAUUAUCACCAAUAGAUAUAUUGAGUCAAGUUGGUGUACCGGGUGAAAAAAGAUUAGAACAAUUUAAGUCAUCAAUAGAAUCAAUAGUGGAUCCUAUUAUAGCUGCACACAAGUUACAAGCAAAUAAUGGAUCACAAAAUGUAUCAGCACAUGGAUCAGCGCAUGCUGCACCGGAAUCACAACUACCAGCACACAAUGGAUCGGCACAUGCUGCACCGGUACCACAUCUACCAGCACAUAAUGAAUCAGCACAUGCUGCACCGGUACCACAUCUACCAGCACAUAAUGAAUCAGCACAUGCUGCACCGGUACCACAUCUACCAGCACAUAAUGAAUCAGCACAUGCUGCACCGGAAUCACAACUACCAGCACACAAUGGAUCGGCACAUGCUGCACUGGUACCACAUCUACCAGCACAUAAUGAAUCAGCACAUGCUGCACCGGUACCACAUAUACCAGCACAUAAUGAAUCAGCACAUGCUGCACCGGUACCACAUCUACCAGCACAUAAUGAAUCAGCACAUGCUGCACCGGUACCACAUCUACCAGCACAUGCUGCACCAGUACCACAUCUACCAGCACAUGCUGCACCGGUACCACAUCUAACAGCACAUAAUGAAUCAGCACAUGCUGCACCGGUACCACAUCUACCAGCACAUGCUGCACCAGUACCACAUCUACCAGCACAUGCUGCACCGGUACCACAUCUAACAGCACAUAAUGAAUCAGCACAUGCUGCACCGGUACCACAUCUACCAGCACAUAAUGAAUCAGCACAUGCUGCACCGGUACCACAUCUACCAGCACAUGCUGCACCGGUACCACAUCUAACAGCACAUAAUGAAUCAGCACAUGCUGCACCGGUACCACAUCUACCAGCACAUAAUGAAUCAGCACAUGCUGCACCGGUACCACAUCUAACAGCACAUAAUGAAUCAGCACAUGCUGCACCGGUACCACAUCUACCAGCACAUAAUGAAUCAGCACAUGCUGCACCGGUACUACAUCUACCAGCACAUAAUGAAUCAGCACAUGCUGCACCGGUACCACAUCUACCAGCACAUGCUGCACCAGUACCACAUCUACCAGCACAUGCUGCACCGGUACCACAUCUAACAGCACAUAAUGAAUCAGCACAUGCUGCACCGGUACCACAUCUACCAGCACAUAAUGAAUCAGCACAUGCUGCACCGGUAUCACAUCUACUAGCACAUAAUGGAACAGCACAUGCUGGAUCCGAAUCACAUCUACCAUCACACCAUGGGUCAACACAUGUUGCACCGGUAGCACAUCUACCCGCACAUAAUGGAACAUCACAAAAUGUGUCAGCUCUUCAUGUUCAUGAUGUACAUAAAAAUGAUGAUCAUUUUGCAAAAACCCUAUUAGCUUAUAAAGGACAUGGAUAAUAUAAUAUUAAAAUAAAGUAACAACAAGGUCAUUUAGAGUUACAUAAUAUAUAUAUGUGACAAUUUCUAUAUAAAAAACAGUAUAAAUAAUAAUAAUAAUAAUAAACUUGUUGUAAACAUUUUUAAAUCAAU